Messenger RNA from Pocillopora meandrina, 318 nucleotides. NCBI's taxonomy places the organism in Eukaryota, Metazoa, Cnidaria, Anthozoa, Scleractinia, Pocilloporidae. The record is from the annotation of a GenBank genome assembly.
AUGUGUCAAAACUUCGCAUUUUUUGUAGGAGUAGACGAUCCACACAUAAUACCUAGCGCCCAAAUUACCGCAAGCUCUUAUUAUCUAAGUUAUUAUCCACGCAUGGGACGGCUUAAUGGAGUAAAAGGUUGGUGUCAGAAAACUACUGCAAUCACCGAUGACUACAUACAAGUUGAUAUGGGAGCGCUUCACACUGUCUGCGCAAUCACAACGCAAGGAAAGAAAAACGGGUCAUGCGUCAAAAGCUACAAGCUGUCCUUCUCUUCUGAUAAAAGCAGCUGGAGUGUAUAUCAGGAACAAAACACUGACAAGGUUUGA